UGUGCGCGCGCGGUUUACGACACUAUACUGCGCAUGCGUGUGAUUUCACGACAUUUCCGUAUAAACACAAUAACUCUGUCAGGAGCAGCAGAUUCUCUUUUAGUAACCGCAAUAGUUUAUUGUUUUACUGCAUAAAUAAACAUGUAAUAUUUGUUUAUGGAAAUUGGAUACCUUAACUGGUCAUUUUGAUGUUAUUUUUACACUAAAAAAGGUUGAAAAUCACCCACUUUGAAUACAAAAUCUGAAAUAAUAUUCCAUAUUAAGUAAGAACUAGGCAAACAUUCUCUUAAACAUUUAAUCUUAAAUGUGUUUUUCAAAGAAGCAGACCUCGUGAAGGAUAACCUGGGCUUUAGUAAAACAUUAGAAGCCAGAAGCAGGAAUAUUAGGUUCAGCUUUAUUGUCAUUAUCAGAGUAAGAGCACAGAGACAAUGAAAUGCAGUCAGCAUCCCACCGGGAGCACAAACAGCAAACCAGUUACAUCAAAUAAAUAAGAGUUAGGGUGCAAUAAGUUGAGAUAAACAGUGUACAGAUAAACAGCAGGGUGCACGCGAUAUUACAAUAUUAUUCAAUAUAGAGUAUUAAUGUGCUGUUUAAAUAAUGUGUCUAAUGGGAAUAGUUUUCACUAGUUCAUUAAUAAAAAUAAAUCUGAGCGGGUCCGUGAUUUUAUUAUUAUUAUUAUUAUUAUUAUUAUUUUAAUAGUUUAAAGUGUUAAAACUGGACUAAACCGCUUUCAUACACUAGGUGGCGAUAGAGCUGCCACACGCCACUUCGCCCCGCCCACUCUCCUCCUAUUGGCCAGAAAUAAAACGAAAAGCUUCGUGAUGAUUGGUCGGCGGUUUGAACUGAUUUUUGUCUGUGGCAGUUGACGUUAAAGACAAAGGACCAAUCAGCGUGCAGCUUGGAGCGGCUUCGAGUUCAAAUUCUGUGAUUUCCAAAUCGUAGGAAAUGUCGGUAGUAACGGCUGCAGUAAACACACGCGUGUCUGAGUUUCAGACUGAAGCAUAAAUUUCACAGAGAACUGAAAGCUGGACAUCUGAGAAGAUCAGACUGCGAUCAGACUGCGAUCAGACAUCAUGCGGGGAAACUGCUGUGCGUCUAAAGCUCAGCUUAGAGGGAAAGGACCUGAUAACCAGGUAGAUGUUCCUCAGGUGAAGCGAUCUCCGUCCUCUCCACACGCCGCUCCCAGGAAACGCUCUGCGUUUGUUGAUCUGACGAACACCAAAAAAGUCCAGAAUGACGUCUGUGUCAAGAACAACAAACCGGCCAAGAGGACACAGACGAGCAAAGUGGUUAUAAAGACCAACAGCAACCUGACAGCGACUAAACGCCUGUCAUCUGAGGAGCAAUGCAGAAAAGCUGUGGAUCAGGAGGAUCAGGUGGAGAAGUCGACAGACUCUGGUGUGUCUCCUGCUAAGGAGCAGCCUGCAGUCCAAGAACAAAAGAUUCCAGAAGAGUUUGAUGUUGAUAAGGAGCAAGCUGGCGACUGUUUGAUGAGUCCGGAGUACGCUAAAGAUAUCUUUGACUACCUCAGACAGAGAGAGGAGAAAUUUGUCUUGACUGAUUACAUGCAGACUCAGCCGGACUUGAACGGAAGUAUGAGAGGAAUUCUAAUCGACUGGAUGGUGGAAGUCCAGGAGAACUUCGAGCUGAAUCAUGAGACGCUGUACCUGGCGGUGAAGCUGACGGACCACUACCUGUCUGUCACGGAGGUGAUGAGAGAAUCCCUGCAGCUCAUUGGCUCCACGGCUAUGCUCAUCGCUGCCAAGUUUGAAGAGCGCUGUCCUCCCAGCAUUGAUGACUUCCUGUACAUUUGUGACGACGCCUACAAUAGACAGGAAUUCCUCGUCAUGGAAAGGAACAUCCUCCGAGGACUUCACUUUGACAUUAACAUCCCUGUUCCUUACAGGUUCCUCAGGCGUUACGCAAAGGUAGCCCAUGCUAGCAUGGAGACGCUAACUUUAGCACGCUACGUGUGUGAACUGAGCCUGCUGGAGCUGGAGCUGGUGCCGGAGAGAGCGUCGCGCUUAGCGUCCGCCUGCCUCCUGCUUGCCCUCAUCACCACCCGCCUGGGAGGAUGGACGGCGGCGCUGCGGUACCACAGCGGCUACGCGCUGAGCGACCUGGGCCCGCUGGUGAGGAGACUGUACGCCAUGCUGGCCUGUCCUGCUGACGAGAACCUCCGAGCUGUGGAGAACAAGUACUCUCACAAAGUCUUCUUCGAAGUUGCCAAAAUCCCGCUGGUGCACACGGAGACGUUAGAAGAGGCGCUGUCUGAACCCGACUUUACUCCGUGUUAAAGAAAACGAACAAAUCUGUUUAUGCUGUAAAUAUUAUUUAUUAUUUGUAUGUAUUUAAUUGUUGUAGUUUUGUACUAGCUUUAAAAGGUUAAUAUUUUUUAAAAAACGUUCAUCAAGUUUGUAGUUGGUUGUUUUAAUUAAGCAGAAACUGACUGUGUAAUUAGAGCAGCUCGAGUAAAUAAAGACUCGGAUAUCUCGUACGUGUCGCUGCAGUUCGAUCCUCAUCUCCAUGUGGGUUUCAUCCGGGUUCCUCGGUUUCCUCCCAAACACAUGCCAGGAUGUGGACUUUACCCUGGACUGAGCAGAAUAAAGUGCUUACUGAAGAAUGAAUCUAAAAAUCAUUUUAUAUAUAAGUUUGCAGCUGGUUGUUUUAAUUAAACAGAAAAAAGUGUAUUUAGAGUAAAUGAAGAUUAUAUUCAUGAUAUUUCUUUCAUUUAUUUAUCUUCAUGAGCGCUCCAUCAUGGUCAGGGUCGCGCUGGAUCCGGAGCAAAUUCCCAGGAACAGCCGGGAAUACAGUUUUUACACACUCACACACACAGGGGCAGUUUGGACUAAGCUAUCUAUCUACUGCUAUGUUUUUGGGAAGAAACCGGAGAACCCAGAGGAAACCCACAUGGACACGGACAGGAAGCGGAGCUCAGGAUCGAACUCGGACGCUGGAGCUGUGAGGAGACGACGCUCCCCGCUGCACCCAUGUUCUUUUAUCGUAAAAUUCUUUUAUUUUAGCUUUAUCAUAAUUAUGGUAGUUUUUUUUCAUUAUGUGGCACUAAAC
This is a messenger RNA of Pangasianodon hypophthalmus (striped catfish), 3069 nucleotides long. RefSeq names its product G2/mitotic-specific cyclin-B3. Gene Ontology annotation, cellular component: cytoplasm; nucleus; centrosome. Gene Ontology annotation, biological process: regulation of cyclin-dependent protein serine/threonine kinase activity; mitotic cell cycle phase transition. Gene Ontology annotation, molecular function: cyclin-dependent protein serine/threonine kinase regulator activity. The transcript is spliced from 12 exons. The record is from RefSeq and is a predicted model, not a curated record. NCBI's taxonomy places the organism in Eukaryota, Metazoa, Chordata, Actinopteri, Siluriformes, Pangasiidae. The coding region runs from base 1074 to 2297 and encodes 407 amino acids.